AGGGGAGGCCCCACGCUUCGCGGGCCCUCGGGGUCGUGUAGUUUCCGGGGCCACGGCACCUGGGGCACACCAGGUGGUGUCGCGCCUUUGCCUUCCCGAGCCUUCUGGGUAAGGUAAUGUAGUAUCCGUGGGGCGACGCCUGCGCACAAGACCACGUCGGGCCUCACUUUUCCCAGGCCUUCUGGGUAAUGUAGUUUCCGGGAUCCGCGCCUGGCCUGUGCCAGCUUGCAGAGCUCACCAGGCGCAGACCCCUGCGGUCAGGGCGAGGACGGAUCUGAGCAGCCAGCCAGCUGGUGCCGCCACCCGCGGGACCCUGAGGCCUUGAGCACAUCUGCAAUGCUCCAGAAGCCCAAGAGCGUGAAGCUGCGGGCCCUGCGCAGCCAGAGGAAGUUCGGCGUGGCUGGCCGGAGCUGCCAGGAGGUGCUGCACAAGGGCUGUCUCCGCUUCCAGCUCCCUGAGCGCGGCUCCCGGCUGUGCCUGUAUGAGGAUGGCACGGAGCUCACCGAAGACUACUUCCCCAGCGUUCCCGACAACGCCGAGCUGGUGCUGCUCACCUCGGGCCAGGCCUGGCAGGGCUAUGUAAGUGACAUCGGGCGCUUCCUCAGUGCAUUUCACGAGCCGCACGCGGGGCUCGUCCAGGCCGCCCAGCAGCUGCUGUGUGAUGAGCAGGCCCCGCAGAGGCAGAGGCUGCUGGCCGACCUCCUGCACAAUGUCAGCCAGAACAUUGCAGCCGAGACCCGGGCUGAGGACCCGCCGUGGUUUGAAGGCUUGGAGUCCCGAUUUCAGAAUAAGUCUGGCUAUCUGAGAUACAGCUGUGAGAGCCGGAUCCGGAGUUACCUGAGAGAGGUGAGCUCCUACCCCUCCUUGGUGGGUGCGGAGGCUCAGGAGGAAUUCCUGCGGGUCCUCGGCUCCAUGUGUCAGAAGCUCCGGUCCGUGCAGUACAAUGGCAGCUACUUCGACAGAGGAGCCAAGGGCGGCGGCCGUCUCUGCACACCGGAAGGCUGGUUCUCCUGCCAGGGUCCCUUUGACAUGGACAGCUGCUUAUCAAGACACUCCAUCAACCCCUACAGUAACAGGGAGAGCAGGAUCCUCUUCAGUACCUGGAACCUGGAUCAUAUAAUAGAAAAGAAACGCACCAUCAUUCCUACACUGGUGGAAGCAAUUAAGGAACAAGACGGAAGAGAAGUGGACUGGGAGUAUUUUUAUGGCCUGCUGUUUACCUCAGAGAACCUAAAACUAGUGCACAUUGUCUGCCAUAAGAAAACCAUCCACAAGCUCAACUGUGACCCGAACAGAAUCUACAAACCCCAGCCAAGGUUGAAGCGGAAGCGGCCUGUGCGGAAACGCUAGUGACACGUACACACCACAUUCUGGUCUUGGUUCCAGGCCUGACGUGGGCGUCAUUUUAACAGUUUCAAGCUUUUAUGAGGAAAGUGUUUCUAUGUAGAAACUGGAAGCUGUUCAGUGCACUGGCAGCUGAACCCUGCUCAUUGAUCAGCGUUACUAUCAUCUCAGAUCAUAUGGAGCUCAUGUCGGCCAUGUGGGUGGCAGGUGCCAGAGACGAUCUGGAAGGAAACACGCGGAUCUGAACAGCAGUAAUCCUGGGGGAUACGGGGGUAGGGCUGGAUUACAGAGGGCUCAUUUUCUACAUCAUGUAUUUUAUGGUACUUGAAUUUUUUGAAAUGGGCAUUUAUAACAUGUUAAAAUGUACUUUUUAAAUUAAGUCAUUUUGUAAUAUUUGAAUUUUUACAUUUGUUGUACAAUCAGGAAAAGCAAUAAAGAUUUUU
Molecule: messenger RNA, 1787 nt
Organism: Mandrillus leucophaeus (drill)
Lineage: Eukaryota; Metazoa; Chordata; Mammalia; Primates; Cercopithecidae
Gene: DFFB
Product: DNA fragmentation factor, 40kDa, beta polypeptide (caspase-activated DNase)
Exons: 8
Coding region: 337-1350 (337 amino acids)
Biological process (GO): apoptotic DNA fragmentation; apoptotic process
Cellular component (GO): cytoplasm; nucleus
Molecular function (GO): DNA endonuclease activity
Source: RefSeq, a predicted model, not a curated record